CUUUGAGCAUCACCACAUCGUCCUCAUUUGAGAGCUGUUCUCUGUCUAUAUAAUCGCCCUGUUUGCUGUUCUUGAUACUGUUUGCUUCUGUGUGCUUAUCUGUGCUUUACUGGCUGAUAUACUGAUACUCAUGCUGCUCAAGAUUCUCAUGUGGUUCGUCCCGGGUCCUAUCAAGAAGGCGAUGGCCGUCAAGCCAGCCGCGGCCGCUCGCGCCUUCAUCUUCCUGUUUCUCUUCAUCACAGUCUUCCUUCUCGUAUUCAUGCUUCUGGGCUGCACCAAAUCACCGUCGACAUAUUCUUCCGUUUACGCCGUCAGAUUCACCACCACCGGCGGCGUCAACGGCACGGUCUCGAUGGAUGCCUCAUACUACGGUGUCUGUGGCAUCUCAAACACGACUACAGUUUGUCAACGCUCGACUUCUGCAACUUCAACCGCGCUCCUCCCCUUCCGCUACGCAAAGUCAGCUUCCGCAACUGUCGACCUCGUCGCGCUGGCUGAGAUUGUUAAAAAAGACAUCAUCCAUCCUACCCUCGCCAUCUCCACCCUCACUUUCACCAUCCUCGCCCUACUUUCAAGCUCGGCUUCUUGGACUGUUGUCAACACAGACUCCACCGUCGCGCAUCUACUCAACACCUGCACCCUCUGGUCCACCGUCCUCGCAACUAUGCUCUCCGGCAUGACCGUCUCCUGGAGCCACGUUGCGGGCAGCACGCUCGCGCAGACUCUUUCUGGUGCAACAAAUGGCGCGGUUGAGGGACAUAUUGGGCGCAGAAUGGACGCGAUGGGUUGGACGGCCUUUUCUUUCUUGCUUUUGACUACCGCGGCGGUCGUUGUCUGCGUUGUGCUUGAGGACGAUGGCUCUCAGGGGGAUAAUGACUCUCUGAAGAAAGGUGAGGCGAAGGAUAACACCACUGUUGGUAUGGGGGAGUAUGAUAUGCAGGGAUAUAGACUCCCCACCCCUGUCAGCGUCUCCAGAUAUUAGGAGUCUGAUAUUGCUGGUUUAAUACUUAUUCUACUUCUGUAAUUUUUACAAUUGUUAUCGUUAGACAGUGGCUGCUCUUAUAAGAGCCUAUAUAUGCUAAUUAAUCAUCAAAUAUAACCUGAAAUGAAUUAGAUGCCAAAUGUAGAUAUAACGCAUUCAACUC
Molecule: messenger RNA, 1145 nt
Organism: Myxozyma melibiosi
Lineage: Eukaryota; Fungi; Ascomycota; Lipomycetes; Lipomycetales; Lipomycetaceae
Product: Ca2+ regulator and membrane fusion protein Fig1-domain-containing protein
Exons: 2
Coding region: 131-982 (283 amino acids)
Biological process (GO): conjugation with cellular fusion
Cellular component (GO): membrane; mating projection tip
Source: RefSeq, a predicted model, not a curated record